Messenger RNA from Malaya genurostris, 729 nucleotides. RefSeq lists its product as uncharacterized. The record is from RefSeq and is a predicted model, not a curated record. The transcript has a single exon. Gene Ontology annotation, biological process: DNA integration. Gene Ontology annotation, molecular function: nucleic acid binding. NCBI's taxonomy places the organism in Eukaryota, Metazoa, Arthropoda, Insecta, Diptera, Culicidae. The coding region runs from base 1 to 729 and encodes 242 amino acids.
AUGUGUGAUAAUGCCACAAACUUCGUUGGAGCAAACCGAGAGCUAGAAGAACUACGUAUGCAGCUGUGCAACCAGCAGUUUCAACAUACGAUGAUAAAGUCUUCAGAAGAAGAAGGCAUUGAAUUCAAAUUCAUUCCACCGCGCUCUCCGAAUUUCGGUGGUUUAUGGGAGGCGGCGGUCAAGUCCUUCAAAAAUCACUUCCGCAAGACUAUAGGUGCCAGAACACUAACAUACGACGAACUAAAUACCACAGUUCAGCAAGUUGCUGCCAUUCUCAACUCACGCCCAUUAACACCUAUGAGCAAUGAUCCUUACGAUUACUCUGCAUUGACACCCGGACAUUUCCUGGUUGGAAGGCCGCUGACAGCAGUUCCUGAACCAGAUUUACAAGCAAUUCCCGAGAAUCGUCUAUCACUUUGGCAACGUACACAAAGUUUCGUUCAGCAGCUAUGGCGGAAAUGGAAAACGCAGUACCUAUCGGAUCUUCACAACAGAACGAAAUGGACACGGCAGCGUAACAAUAUUGCUGUUGGCACUAUGGUUCUAAUUAAAGAGGACAACCUACCUCCCCAAAAGUGGCAAUUAGGACGCAUAGCAGAAGUUUUCAUCAGUGCAGAUGACAACAUUCGGGUUGUAUCUGUGCGAACCAAAGAUGGCGUCUACAAAAGGAGCAUAUCUAAGAUUUGCAUCCUUCCUAUCAGGGACAACGACGAGAAGUCCCACUUGUAG